AUGCAUCAUACCGUCACAUUGCUCCCGACUGUCUUUGAACAUUUUGGCUACCUUGUACCUCAAGUCAUGAAGACCACGUUCGGACUUGUGAUUAUUAGCUACGGCAUCGCCAUUGCUACAGCCCAAUCCAGCUACUCCGACAUUUGUUCCGGACCUCGCAACCGUAAUCCCCGAGCUAAUGUGGAUGGAAACUACAAGGUGACCUAUUACUGCGACUCUCAACUAUCCCUGCCCGAUACAUUCCAUUUGUCUGGCUUUGGAGUCAUCAACGCCGAAGACUGCGCUCGAAUUUGUAGGGAUGCUUCGAAUAAUGACUGCCGAGGUGCUGUUUGGAGCCAUAAGGACGCUGAGUGUUGGAUCUCCAAUUCUCAGGAAGGCGGAAGACUCAUCUAUGCCUCUGAUCUGCUCUAUAUUGACCCAAAUGAUCACACCGCGGAUCUGGCGCAGUGUCAGAAAGAGAAGACUCAGCUUCAGGCUGAACUUGAGAAAUGCAAGACGAGCGGCGGUGGAGAUGGAGGCUCCGGAAUGAAAUGCCCCUAUAAUGAUCUCAGCAACGUGAAAGAUGAUGACGGUGGCAAAACUUUCAAGGUCUACUGCAAGAGAUUGGAUGAUUUUGGUGCUGCAAACAUUCGCGUCUUCCCUGCUACCAAUGCUCAGGCUUGUAUCCAGGCUUGCGCGUAUACCGAUGGCUGCACUCGAGCAAUCUGGGAGACAAAAGCAACCUUGAAAGACCCGACCAACUGCUGGCUUCGAGGUUGGCAAGGAGUCAACAAGGUUCCGACUACAGCUAGCGAUGCUUACAGCAGUGCCCAUCUCCAGUAG
This is a messenger RNA of Penicillium daleae, 822 nucleotides long. RefSeq lists its product as uncharacterized. The transcript has 3 exons. Lineage: Eukaryota; Fungi; Ascomycota; Eurotiomycetes; Eurotiales; Aspergillaceae. The coding region runs from base 1 to 822 and encodes 273 amino acids. The record is from RefSeq and is a predicted model, not a curated record.